AUGCCUUUCUGGGGCAUUAUUGAUACCAACGGAGACAAGUCACUUUAUGCGAGGCUGUUCUUGAGAGGCAAGGCUGGCCGGAAGGACCCUGUUUUCGGACCAGACGAUCAAGGGCGAUACCUUCAGGCUGGCGCAAGUCUCCAAGACAACAGAGCGCCAUUACUCUCAAGACUCGGACUCACGGAAGAAAGCUUUGCGGCUAUCUUAGCCGCUGCUAAGGUCACCAAUGACAAACUUGAUUUGGCUAAUGUCACCACUAUUUAUCGUAUAACUACUUUUUGUCAGAUCCUUGGGAUAAGCCCAAUCUACUUUGAGUCGUUCCAAGCACUACUGGACUCCGAUGAAGCUGUUUUUGUUGCCCCCCACGGUACACUGAGAGUUAUCAAGGAGUUUCAAGAGUGCGCAGAUGCCGGUCUCAGCUCGGAGCAAAUGCUUUUCUUCACAAACAACGACAAAGUCUUGCUCUCGAAGAAUGUCAACUCGGGGCUCUCGAUUCAGCAAAUCGCAAUUGCUGUAUCCGAUAUCAUCACGAGCCUCCAGACUAGCUACGCGGGGCUUCCGACGAUCAAUAGUGACACAACUACAGCUUCUGCAGCCGAUGUCUCCGCCGUUUCAACAAAGAUGUUUGCUCCUGCCACUGUACAGCAAGUAAUGGCGUUUCUUCAAAUGCUCCCCGGAACAGACCUGACAGAUCAGUCAAAGGUGUACAAUGAUAUUCUCCGUCCCUUCUUCAGUGACACAAAAGCAGCCCAUAAAGUCUUUUUUGAGCAGCCAGAACCAAGCGGAACGGAGGAGGAGAAAGCCAUUGCCAAAGAAAAUAACCUUGAAUCUCGACGCGUGUUUUUUUUGAAAGCUGUUAUUGAACCACUUCAAGCCCGGAUUGCCAGUGACACUGUCCUACAGGUGAUCACUCCUCUCUACGUGGAAUCAGACCCCACUGUUCUUGGCCACCUACUCGGGACUAUCAUUGGACAAUCUGAUGAUGAGCCACCACUUGCGAAGGUGGUGGAGAAGAUACUAGGUGAUCUCGGGGCCUCUAAUGAGGCGGCGUUGAAGAAAGGCUCGUCAGAUGUCUUCUUCAUACCAUUGAAUGUCGACCUAUACCGCUUCUUCGUCCCGGACACAAGCUUGGAAAAGGCCCCCAUCGUUACUCUGGAUACGACAGCCCUUGUGUUCAGCAAAGACGUAGGCGGUUGGAUUUCGAACGAGAUACGCCUAUCGAACGGACAAGCGUACAAUCUGCGCCGCUCUAAUGGCGGAUUGACAGAGUGUGCCUAUUCCACUCCGCGAAGUCCUAGACAGGCUUUUCCUUCCAACACUCUACUUGCACACGAUACUAUCACGUACGCCCAAAACUCUCUAAACCUGUUGUCGAGAGCUGCUGGCCUGUGUACCAGCUUCAAGCUGAGCAUUGAUGAGUUGCAGUUCUUCCAGAGUCGGGAAGUAAACACUGAUCUUACGAUCGACUUGGGGAACAUUGACUGGAAAGCUUUGCAGCUAGUGCAACGGUACAGAACUCUUUCAAGAAGAACAACAGGGACUACGAGCCUUCUAUCUUUCCUCAAAUGGGCCUGUGUGUCUCCUCGGGAUGGCACUCUGAUAGCACAGCUCGUCAGGCUCACGAAUGUAUCCCAAACGCAGAUCAAAGAUUACACAGCCCAAAGGUUCUCAAGUCUAACUGAGGAUCAGUUGGUACAGCGCUUCCAAGAAACUACGGAGCUCAAACACUUACUCGAUAGUGUUGCCUUCGUGGAUGGCACAGGUGUCCCUGGUUUGACGUUCCAGCUCUUGUGCACCUUGGCGACACCGGUACUUCCACCGACUUCUGCCACUGAUUUUGAUAAUGCGGCCAAGUUGAGGCCGUUGCUCCAAUCAACACCGGCCUCACCAAACGGGUCAGACCUGGAGACGAAAGUGAACAGUGGACUACGAGUGAACCAGAGGACUGCGCUGGUUAAUUACCUGCUACAACAUCCAUACAUCUCAGCGAAAGGUAUUACGGAUGCAGAUGGCUUGUUUGAGUUUCUCCUGAUCGAUGUGCAAAUGGGUGCCUGUUUGAAGACCUCCUGCAUUAAACAGGCCAUCUCUACCGUGCAACUCUAUGUUCGAAGAUGUAUCCUGGGCUUGGAGAAGUCUGACCAGGUAGCAAGCAAUACCGUCAACAUGGAUCGCUGGAAGUGGAUGCAGGGAUACAGGUUAUGGGAAGCAAAUCGCAAGGUCUUUCUUUAUCCAGAGAACUGGCUUGACGCUAGUCUACGAGAUGACAAGACAGAGGUCUUCAAGGCCCUUGAAUCCAGCAUCCUGCAGAACGAUCUCGACAAUGACAAGGUCGUUGAUCUGAUCAAGUCCUACGUGUACGGUGUGGAUGGGAUUGCCGAUCUUGAUGUUCAGGCUUAUCUAUGGAAGAAGGUUGAGGAUUGGACUGGCACAUUCCAUUUCUUUGCCCGCACAAGAACCGCGCCUUACAUAUACUACUAUCGACCCCUUGAGAUCAUACCAACACCUUCCGGUAGAAGUAUCAAGAUCUAUUGGCAACCAUGGACCAAGAUUGAUGUUGAAGUCCCUGUUCAUGAGGUAGAUGCCGACGGCAAACCUUUGAAGGAGUCAGGCUCAUAUCUCAUCCCUGCCUUGUACGGAGACCGCAUUUUCGUCUUCUUCCCACAGAUUGCCCUCAAGACAGAGCCCAACGCAGCUGCUACAGACAGACCAAUCAAGGAUGUCGGUAACGAGAAAACUGGCUCGAUGAAGGCUGGGAAGUACUGGCAGGUCCAGAUUGGCUGGACAGAGUACCGCAAUGGAAGAUGGACACCAAAGCAGGUCUCACAAGCUACUCUAGACAUUAGAGGGGCCCAGAGUACGGAUUUCCCCAUGCAGCAGGCAGGUUCUACUGCGCCUGGUAAUGCAUGGAAUGAGGCGAUGAAACUACCUGACGUCUCAUCGUUCAAGUUCUGGAUUCGGUCCAGGAAAAGCGACUCAAUGCCCCCUGCUUCUUCGGGCGCUUUGGCUACUCCCGCACCCAGCAAUGCUCCAGUUCCUAGUACAAGUAUUUUAGUCAUCGAUAUGCGUGGCUCGCAGGUUAUCCUGGUCAACCUCGGAGCAGCUGAUGUUUCACCUGACCCCUUCAAGAAACCCUGGCGAUCAACUAUUCCUACCAAGUUCGCUAAAAUGUGGUGGCAUAUGGAGAAGGACAAAGACCCGGCCAUUCCCGGUAUAGCUAUCGGCAGAGGCACCGGCGCCGACAAGGAGCCGCUGUUGGGUGUUGUUACGAAGCUCAUGGAUAAUAUUCCCAACAAGGAUGUUCACUGGACGCUAUCAUUCAACGAUUCACAAGCCAAGAAUGCCACUGGAUUUGUUCAGGACAUUGUUACCACCGAAAGCACCAUCUCCUACAUUACCUAUCCACCCAUCGCGUCUUCUUCAACCUUUGCGUCCGAUGUCUUCCAGCACACUCUGGACCGAGACCUGGUUUCCAUGUCAACUAUGUACAAUGGGCUCGAUCAAGUCUACGCCUUUCUUGGAAGUGUACCACCGGAUGACACAUAUCUUGCCUUUGGAAAACGCAAUGGUCCUGUCCACGAACUCUCAACCCCAUAUGCCCUUUACAACUGGGCGUUGGGCGCCCAUUCCAUCAUGUUGCUCAUGAAAAGGCUUCAGGUGACACAGCAGUAUGAUCUCGCUCUUCAAGUAGCGCAUUUCGUGUUUGAUCCAACCAUUGAUGGCACCAGCCUCACCAGCUGUUGGGUCUUCCCACCGUUUAAAGAGCUGGCGGCUGGUAAGAUUGACUCCGUGGAAGAUAUCUUGAAGCUUCUUGAGCCAUCAAGUGGUUCAGAGGAGGAUAUGAAGACCAGUAUUCUUGAGUGGCGUAAGAACCCAUUCAAUGCUCAUGUCGUGGCGCGAGGGAGACCUUUAGCCUACAUGAGGCGCAUCAUCAUGAAGUAUGUGGAGAUUCUUAUCGCUAGCGGUGAUGUCUAUUUCCGGCAGAAUACCCUUGAGACUUUACCACUGGCUAUUCAGCGUUACGUUGAAGCAUCUCAUGUCUUCGGGUCAAAGCCUGUACGCGUGCCUAAGCUAGCAAAGCCUGUGUAUAAAUCUUAUGCAGAUCUCGACAAAGACUUUAACGACUUUUCCAACGCUGCCUUCGAUAUGGAAUUAGACUUCCCUUUCUUCAGCGAUCCUGCAUCGCGUGGAGGAGUGACUAUGGCCAGUGGCACUUUUGGUCUAACUGGUAUUCUGAAGACCACGUACUUCUGUGUCCCUUCUAAUCCGAAGCUUGUUGAACUUCGGGAUCUUAUAGAUGACCGUCUUUUCAAGAUUCGCAACUGCCAGGAUAUAUAUGGUGUCGUCCGAAGUUUAGCUCUCUUCGAGCCACCACUGGACCCUGCAAUGCUAGUCCGAGCGACUGCCGGUGGCGUUGACAUUUCCCAGCUGGUGAGCAGUAUAGCAGGCCCCAUGCCAAAUUACCGCUUCCAGUACUUGCUCCAAAAGGCUCAGGAGAUGUGUGCCGAGGUCAAGUCGAUGGGUACCUUGAUGCUGUCUAUCAAGGAGAGGAAGGAUGCUGAAGCACUAGCAAGUCUUCGAGCGCGGCAGGAUAAGGUCAUUCAGAAUCUCAUGAUUGAGAUGAAAAGAACUGCCAAGAAAGAAGCUGAAUCGAGUAUUGAUGCCCUGUUGGAGACGCGCCAGGCUCAGGUUGCAAGACUGGAGUACUACCUUGCUCUGACAGGGAGUGAUGACAAGUCUGCACCAGAUGAGAAUGGGGAUUGGGAAGACAUUGCACAGUCAAUUGAGAAGCCGACCACCGAUGAUCUACGAAUGACGUCUCAUGAAAAGCUUGAGAUGCAAAAGGCUGACGCCGCCUCGGAUCUAAAUCAAAAGGCGACUAUUCUCGACGUUGCAGCUAGUAUCAUCAAGAUUAUACCAGACAUCAACGAGGCAGCUGAGCCUCUUGGGGUUGGUGUAUCUAUUGACUCCAUCACCAAAAACAUCUGCGAGUCUAUGCUGAUCACUUCAAAUGUGAUGCGUGCCCAGGCUCAACACUUUGGCGACGAGGGUGCUCGCGCGUCGCGGACUGGCGGUCUCAUCAAACAGCUCCAAGAGCGGCGCUUGCAAGCCAACAUGGCUGGUCGUGACAUCAAGGAAACUGACAAGCAAAUCUUAACUGCGCGCAUCAGAGUCGAGAUGUGCGAGCGUGAUAUUCAGCUACAAAAGCAACAGGCUGAGUAUGCUCGCGACACGGAGGAAUGGCUGAGGACGAAGUACAGCAGUGAACAGCUCUACGCCUGGAUGGAUGGUGUCGUUCGGAAUCUGUACCACCAGACCUAUCUAAUUGCCGACGAUCUGGCGCAGAAAGCCCAGAAGGCGUUCCAGUUUGAAAAGGGUGAUCAAUCUGUCAACAUUAUCAGUCCAUGCUACUGGGAUGCUGGAAGAGAUGGUUUGUUCUCCGGGGAAAACCUCUUUUUAUCUCUCAAGCGGCUUGAAGCGGCAUACAUUGAACAACGCUUGCACGACUUUGAAAUAGUGAAAAACAUUUCGCUACGUCAGGUCCGACCAUGGGCUCUGAUCAACUUACGUGAAACUGGCACGGCAGAGUUUGACUUGCCAGAGGUCCUUUUCGACUUUGACUUCCCCGGUCACUAUUGUCGCCGCAUCAAGUCCGUCGGAAUGACUAUCCCAUGUAUUGUGGGACCGUACACCAGCGUCAAUGCCACGCUGACACUCCUCGAACACCAAUACCGCGUCAAGUCGGACGCCAAGGGCGCCCAAGACUAUCCCCAAAAAGCGUCGGAUGAACGGUUCCAAACAGACCAGGUGCCGAUCACAUCCAUUGCUGUUAGCCACGGGCAGCAGGACAGUGGUGUCUUCAAUCUUGACUUCAAGGACGAGCGAUACAUACCCUUUGAAGGCGCUGGAGCAGUUAGUAGAUGGAGACUGGAGCUUCCGACUACCAUCAAGCAAUUCGACUACAACACUAUUAGUGACAUUGUCUUGCACAUGAAAUACACAGCUAUUCGAGGCGGUGCUGCCUUUCGCAAAGCUGCGGCUGAAUCUGCGGCUGCGUUCCAGAAGACAGCUGCUGGCCUAUCGCUGAAUGAAGGCAUGUUUGCAGUGUUGGAUCUUCCCAACGAGUUUCCGUCUGAGUGGUACCGGUUAGUCACGGCUGACAAGACCAAACCGUCAACUAUGCCGCUUCUGUCUUUACAAGAUCGUCUUCCAUUCUUCACAAAAGGCAAGAAUAUCAAGGCAGAAAGCGUGUCUGUGCUUAUCGAGUCGUCGGGUAUCAAUCUGGAAGAGGACAUCACCUUGACUGCUUCGAGUCCGCUGAAGCUCAAGGCCGGAACUAGCAAUGGGUCCUACCAAGUUGCUGCCACAUCCCCAGAUAUAAAAGAAACUGUCAAAGAUUGGAGUCUGACCUUAUCAUCAAAAGCCAUGAAUGCAAAUAUUUCUCGAGUUUUGAUUUUAUACAGCUUAUAUAUAAGUCCUUAA
Molecule: messenger RNA, 6480 nt
Organism: Fusarium tjaetaba
Lineage: Eukaryota; Fungi; Ascomycota; Sordariomycetes; Hypocreales; Nectriaceae
Product: PA14 domain protein
Exons: 4
Coding region: 1-6480 (2159 amino acids)
Source: RefSeq, a predicted model, not a curated record